Micromonas commoda is the source of this 1203-nucleotide messenger RNA. Its product is annotated as zinc permease family. Bases 1 to 1203 code for a protein of 400 amino acids. Gene Ontology annotation, molecular function: zinc ion transmembrane transporter activity. Gene Ontology annotation, cellular component: membrane. Gene Ontology annotation, biological process: zinc ion transmembrane transport. The transcript has a single exon. The record is from RefSeq and is a predicted model, not a curated record. Lineage: Eukaryota; Viridiplantae; Chlorophyta; Mamiellophyceae; Mamiellales; Mamiellaceae.
AUGGCCGCCGACCAGAUUUUCGCGCGCUGCGGCGCUCGAACCCAGAUCUUGGCGCUGCUCGCCGCCAUCGCGCUUUCCUGCGCCCCCGUCGCGUUCGCCGCGGAGGAGGACCACGAUGACCACGAUGACCACGACGACCACGAUGACCACGACGACCACCACCACGAUGGCACCAAGGAGCACCUCAACCUCAAGAUUGGCCUGCUCUUCGUCAUCUUCUUCGAGGCGCUCUUCGGCGGCCUGCUCCCCCUGGCCAUCGUCAAGUCGCUCCCCAAGAUGACCGGCGUCAUCUCGCUCAUGAACGCCUUCUCUGGCGGCAUCUUCCUCACCGCCGGUCUCGUUCACAUCCUGCCCCACGUCGUGGAGGAGGGCGAGAAGAAGGAGUACGCCGGCAAGUACCCCCUCUCUUACACGCUCGUCGUGCUCGGCUACAUGCUGGUGUUUUUCGUCGAGCGCGUGCUCUUCCACACGCACUCGCACUCCGAGAUGGACUACGAAGGCCACGUCUCCCACGGUCACGGCCACGGCCACGGCCACGGCGCCCACGGUCAUGGCGGGCUCAAGGAUGGCCAUCACAAAAUGCUGGACGAGGAAGCGGCGAAGACGGAGUCCGUCGCGCUCUCCGAGACGAAGCCGGAUAAGAGCAACUUCUACAGCGCGUUCAUCAUCCUCUUCGCCAUCUCCCUCCACGCGGUGCUCGCGGGCGUCAGCCUCGGCGUGCAGCACGAGCGCGAGAGCAUCAUCGCGCUCACCACCGCCAUCUGCAGCCACAAGGCGCCCGCGGCGUUCUCCAUCGGCGCCAAGUUCAUCAAAGAGGGACUGACCAAAUUGGAGUCGAUCGCGCUCAUCACCCUCUUCGCGUGCGUCACGCCGCUCGGAAUCGCCAUCGGCAUCGCCGCGGAGCAGGCGGGCGGCUUGACCCUGCUCAUCCUCGAGGGGCUCUCCGCCGGUACGUUUCUGUACAUCGGCGCCACCGAGGUGAGCACGGAUGCGUUCGAGACGUGCGCGAGGGCGUGCGGCGAGAUCAGGACCGGAGACAAGGGUGGCAAGUUGACGGAAUCUGGGGUUUCUAUCUGCGACGAGCCCGUCGUCGUCCACGGCGCCCCAAGCCGCGUCGAUCGUUUCUGGGCGUUCUCGGCGUACUCCAUCGGUUGCUUCGUCAUCUUCAUGUCGGCGCUGUCCGCCCCGGAGCACGAGCACUGA